AUGACCGUAUCAAGCCAGGAUAAUGCUAUCGCUCAGCUGUUCCCGCAUGGAUGCUGGGAUGCUCAUCACCACAUCUUCGAUCCCGUACAAUUUGCUUACGCCCCCGAUCGCCACUUGACGCCUCCACCUGCAACCAUUGAACAAUUCAUCAAUUUCAAGAAGAGUUUGGAAUCCUUGAAAAGCUUCGUCAAGCUGCUAGGGAAAUCCUCCACGAAGGGGAUUGGAGUCAUUGAUCCUGAGACAGUUACACAGGAAGAGCUGCAAGAGAUGCACAAUGCCGGCAUUCGAGGCAUUCGAGUCAACGUCUAUAAGUACAAGGCUAUGCACGAUGCUGAGCUUCAGAAAGUUGCACUUCUGGAACACGCCCGCAUGAUUGGGAAGCAUUGCCCCGGUUGGACCAUGGCCUUCACACAAACCCAUCCAGAGUUCUGGAAGGAGUUAAGACCAGUGAUUGAACAGGAGAUCACUCCUGUGGGAAUUCGCUUGAUUACAGAUCACUUUGCGCUACUAAAAGGUCCGAGCAUGCUUCCGCCCGAGUGCGUGGGAGAUGUGACACGCCAAGUGGGAUUUGAAGACAUCAUGGACCUGGUUCGCAAGGGGCAUUUGUAUGUCAAACUCAGUGCGCCGUACCGGGUGAGCAAUGAAGCACCUUUCUAUGACGACCUGAAACCAUUGGUCCGAGCUUAUAUCGAUGCGAAUCCGAAACAAAUCCUCUGGGGAAGUGACUGGCCUCACACGCCACGUAUGAAGGUCCGGACGUAUGACGAGGCAAUGAAAGAGACCCCUUUCCUGGAGGUGGACGACCACGCAUGGCUGAAAAGUUUACGGUCGUGCUUGUCAGAGGAUGAAUGGCAUACUCUGAUGGUAGAGACACCAAAGGCACUUUAUGAUUGGUAG
This is a messenger RNA of Aspergillus nomiae NRRL 13137, 897 nucleotides long. RefSeq lists its product as uncharacterized. Lineage: Eukaryota; Fungi; Ascomycota; Eurotiomycetes; Eurotiales; Aspergillaceae. The transcript is spliced from 4 exons. Bases 1 to 897 code for a protein of 298 amino acids. Gene Ontology annotation, molecular function: hydrolase activity. The record is from RefSeq and is a predicted model, not a curated record.